CAAAUUUUAUAAAACUAAAAAUGUCUGACAAGUUGGGGCAAACUUUGGAUGAACUAAUCAAGAAGGAUAAGGACAACAAGAAAGGCCAAACCAAGGAUGAGGAAGAGAUUAUCGUCUAACCAGAAAGCCCCAUCUGCGAGGGACAAAGCCAAGAAAUUAAGAAAUGACAAAGUCAGAAGAUUUGGAGACGACAGAAGACCAGCAAGGAAUAAUAAAAAGCUUGUGAGAAGUUGACCAAGAGGAAACGAAGAAUCCAAAGGAAAGCACUAAGCUGAAAGUAUUGAACUUGAAUAGAUCUAUUACAAAUGAAGAUCUUAAUGAACUCUUCAACCAUAUUGGUCCUCUUACUGAGUGUAGGAGAGAAUAUGACGAGUUCGGCAGACCUCUUGGAUCAGCAAGUGUCGCCUUUGAGAAAGUAAAAGAUGCUAAGAAAGCCUUUGAUGAGUAUAACGGUGGCGAGCUUGAUGGAAACGUCAUGGUCAUCCAAUUCGUCCCGGACAGUAAACACAAAAAGCAAGCUCCAGUAAACAAGCUCAAAGUUGUAGAGAAGGGUGGAAAAAGAGUCAUCGAAAGGAUAUAAACUCAGACAGGAAUUUUUAAGUUAUAGCAGCCUAUAAUCUGUACAUUGCAAUCUUCU
Molecule: messenger RNA, 637 nt
Organism: Moneuplotes crassus
Lineage: Eukaryota; Ciliophora; Spirotrichea; Euplotida; Euplotidae
Source: the annotation of a GenBank genome assembly